AUGUCAGCGUAUAACGGGUUCAAAAACCAUGUAACUUUUCCCAGUCAUCCAAAUCAAGAUCUCUAUGAUAAAUGUACUAUUGCUGCAAAAACAUUUGAUUUCAAUUACCACAAACCCUAUUCACCAGAACUUUCGGAGCAAAGCAACGAAAUGGAUGCAACAGUGUAUACUCCAUCACCUGUAGAUCAUUACGCUACAUUUGCUGCUACUACAUCGGAUGUUAGUGGAUUACGGAUAGAAGAAAAAAUUGAUGACGAGUUUUCGUCUUCAAGCGUGAUUAUUGAUGAAGAUGAAAUUAUAGAUGGCGCUUCGUCUCACAGUGAUUCUCUUAGUCUCAAAUUGUCGUCUUCACUUGGGACAACUGAAAUUAGACAGAAAGUUUUGGAAGAGGAAACUGAACCUGAAAACAGUGAAUUUGAAACUGUUGCCAAUGUAUUAAUUGAACAGUUGACGGGUGUAAAUAGUGAGGAGGUACGGCGUCGUCCAUACAAUUCUAUUGGCCCGGAUUGUGAUGAAUUACGAAAUAUGUUAGCAAUCGCUCUUCGAGAAGACAAACUAGCUCUGGAACUGAACAAGAAACGAUCUCAUUUAUCUGGUGUUGGAUGGUUAAUAUCAAACUCGACUUGCGUUGAUUCAGCUAGUGAAAAGAAAGAGCGAGUUAUGUUAGAUGGAUGUGGAAAGAAAUUGGGAAUAGAUGAGAGAAAAAGUCAACCUAGGAAAUGGAUUUACCACCCCGAUAUCGUUCGAGCAAAUGGUAAUGCGUGUUACAAAAUUUCGGCAGCAUUGGAUUCGACUACAUUCCCAAUAAGACUUCAGGACGGUGUGUUACUCAGUGAACUUCCCCCUCCACCCAUGCAUCCCAUUCUUCCCGAUGAGAUACGCAAAGCCGUGCGAGCGAAAAUGGUACGAUGCAAAUUUUGUAAAAAUCGUUUCAUUGAAAAAAAUUUGUAUGAGAGACAUCUGAGAAGUCGACAUCAUACUGAGUAUUUGGCAUAUUUAAUACAACAGGAAGAAGAAAUUGCAGAACAGAGGCAGGCUGAGCUGGAAGCCAAUCGCAUUGAAGAGCUCGCAACUGGAGGUUACAUCCCUCCAGAACACGAAAUAGAUGCAGAAUCCUAUGAAGUAGAGGUCGAAAAAAUCCCUUUACCCGGUGAAUUAAGUGGCGGCAUACCUGCGCGUUUUGAUCGUCAUGGUUUUUUACGUCAACCAAAGCGUUCUUAUAAAAAGAAGAUUUCUCCUCAGUGUCCUUUUUGUGAUAAGCGAUUCAGAAACGAAGUCUCUUUGAAAAAGCAUUUUGUGAAAAAGCAUCCCGAUGCAGUUGAAUUCAUCCAGUGCUUACGUUGUUUUAAAGCAGUUAAGACGGAGGGUGAAAUGGCCUCUCAUGAAUGUGAUCUGACAUAUAUAUGUUUUGAAUGCACCCCACUAAGAAAUUUGUGUUCUCAACAAAGGUUGCUCAACCAUCGAGCGAAAUUCCAUCGUGGUGCAAAUUCAGGCUUUAAGUGCAACAUGUGUGCAUUGAAAUUUCUUACGCCUCGAAAACUCAGGAAGCACAAAAAAAUGGCCCACGUUUUUACCAAAACUUUUGCUUGUCAUUUUUGUGAUGAGUUAUUUACAAGCGAAUGCUCGGUAACAACGCAUGAACGAAUACAUACCGGAAUAAUCAAAUUUGAAUGCCGAAUCUGUGAUUUCAAAUGUAAUCGGUUUAUUUGGAUGGAAGAACACCAGAAAGAAGAGCAUGGUUACAUUUGUUCGGUUUGCCAACAUAAAUGUGCCGAGUGGGGUGCUCUCAAAGAUCACACUUUGCAAGAGCAUGGUGGUUAUUUGACUAGUGAGUCAAAUGCAGGUUUGCAUUUAUUUUUUAUAUUUUGGUUUUAUAUAGUUUAUUGA
Molecule: messenger RNA, 1887 nt
Organism: Thelazia callipaeda (thelaziosis nematode)
Lineage: Eukaryota; Metazoa; Nematoda; Chromadorea; Rhabditida; Thelaziidae
Source: the annotation of a GenBank genome assembly